AGUCGAUCAAAGAAGUUCAUCAACAAUGAAGAACCAACACCCAGAACAUGUCAUCGGUAUCCCGGUCAGCUCAUCAGCAUACCCGGUUGAGGGUUCAGGAAAAGGAUAUUUCCUUGAACCUCCUACACGACACCAGACUCCCUCUCCUCCCGAUCAAGGAGAUUCAGUGACUGAUAGGAUGAACAAGCUUGGGAAGAAGGCUGACAGUUUUGUAAAUGGAGUUCGAGAACAUGUGAGAUUAGCACCAAACAUCUCUGAAACUGUGAAGGGAAAGUUGAGCUUAGGGGCUAGAAUUCUUCAAGUAGGCGGAGUGGAGAAAAUUUUCAAGCGACUUUUUCGGGUUAGAGAAGGAGAAAAGCUAUUGAAGGCUUCCCAAUGCUACUUAUCAACAACAGCAGGCCCCAUAGCAGGCCUGCUCUUCAUCUCCACGGACAAGAUUGCCUUCUGCAGUGAGAGAGCAAUCAAAUUCUCUUCUGCAAAUGGGGAAUUGGUUAGAAUUCACUAUAAGGUCCUGAUUCCACUAAGAAAGAUAAAGAUAGCCAACCAGAGUGAGAACACGAAAAAACCAUCACAGAAGUACAUAGAAAUAGUCACUACAGAUAAUUUUGAGUUCUGGUUCAUGGGAUUCUUGAACUAUCAGAAAGCAUUCAAGUAUCUUCAACAGGCACUCUCUCAAGCUUAAAACCCACAUAUAAAAGUAAUUCAAGCAGAAGUUGUUUCUCUCCCUCUGCUUCACGUGAUGUAUUACAUGAUAUGAACAAAGCCCAGCACAGUAAAAUACUUUGUAUAAACUUUUUGUGAAUGAGAAAUUGAUCUCCAUAGUCUUUUGUUCUACUCA
Vitis riparia (riverbank grape) is the source of this 838-nucleotide messenger RNA. RefSeq names its product GEM-like protein 4. The transcript is spliced from 4 exons. NCBI's taxonomy places the organism in Eukaryota, Viridiplantae, Streptophyta, Magnoliopsida, Vitales, Vitaceae. The record is from RefSeq and is a predicted model, not a curated record. Bases 26 to 682 code for a protein of 218 amino acids.